This is a messenger RNA of Hyphopichia burtonii NRRL Y-1933, 903 nucleotides long. RefSeq names its product rRNA-binding ribosome biosynthesis protein (gene RPF1). Gene Ontology annotation, cellular component: nucleolus; preribosome, large subunit precursor. NCBI's taxonomy places the organism in Eukaryota, Fungi, Ascomycota, Pichiomycetes, Serinales, Debaryomycetaceae. The transcript has a single exon. Gene Ontology annotation, biological process: maturation of 5.8S rRNA; maturation of LSU-rRNA. Gene Ontology annotation, molecular function: rRNA primary transcript binding. The coding region runs from base 1 to 903 and encodes 300 amino acids. The record is from RefSeq and is a predicted model, not a curated record.
AUGUCCGAACAAGAACAUGAUAGUAGGACUAGUGAAGCCUUGAAGAACAUAAGAAACAAGCAUAGAAGGCAAAAGCUUUUCGCCGAAAUCAAGCAUGAGAAACAACAAGCCCGUCAUAAAUUAAGAUCCCAAAGGGCUAAAGAAGAACGAGAAAACCCAGAAUUAAAAGAAGAAAGAAUAGCCAAUAAUGCUCCUGAUACUAUUGAAUCGAAAAGAGUGUACGACGAAACCAUUGGUGAAGACUUGGAAGGAGAAGAUGAGUUUGUACAAUUUUUCGCCGAUAAUAAAGAACCCAAGAUAUUAUUAACAACCAGUGAAUAUGCUAAGAAGCCAGCAUAUGAAUUUGCCGAUAUUUUAAUGGAUUUUCUUCCAAAUGUCACUUUUAUUAAAAGGAAAAGAGAAUACAGUAUGAAGGAUAUGGCUAAAUUUUGCAAAAAUCGUGGAUACACUGACUUGGUUGUUAUAAACGAAUUCAAGAAAAAAGUCACCGGUAUUACAUUUAUUCAUUUGCCAGAAGGGCCCACCUUCUAUUUUUCAAUAACUUCAUUAACAGAACUGAAAAAAAUCGCUGGACAUGGCCGUGCCACCGACCAUACUCCGGAAUUGAUUUUAAAUAAUUUCAAUACCAGACUAGGUAAGACCGUUGGUAGAUUAUUCCAGUCAAUUUUUCCUCCCAAACCCGAACUUGUCGGAAGACAAGUGAUCACUUUACACAAUCAAAGAGAUUUCAUCUUUUUCAGAAGACACAGAUACGUCUUUAGAAACGAAGAAAAAGUCGGUCUUCAAGAAUUGGGCCCUCAGUUCACUUUGAAAUUAAGAAGAUUACAGCGUGGUGUCAGAGAAGAAGUCGAGUGGGAACACAGACCUGACAUGGAACGUGAUAAGAGAAAGUUUUACUUAUAG